ACAAGUACACUGUCCAGCUCGAGCAAGGCGGCUGUUACGUAGCCUUGAACCCAAAGGAUUUGUAUACAAACCCUAGGCACUAGUAGGGUACAAACACAUCGAGAGCCAGCUCUGUUCCGUUCAAGUUGCGGGGCGCCUGUCAUGCGCGUCCGCAUCGACCCCACGUCACCUCAAGAAAAACCCAUUCGCGCCGGCCCUGGCCGCAGCGACAACAAGAUCGCUCCCCCAUUUAUAGGCACACCAGAGAUGACAUGCCACAUCGCGUGAGCGUUGCACGAGCAGAUCGAUCGAUCGGUCGACCGCGUGAGCAAUGCCUUGCGUGGCGCACGAGUGCCAUCCCAGGCUCCCCGCCGCUAACCACUGCAGGUCCCUCUCCUGCCUCGGCACCCCCGCCGCCGGGUGGAGCUCCGGCGACGACGACCGCGAGGAGGACGAGCUCGACACGAAACAGGUGAUACUGAACGAAAUGAGGAACCGGGAGAUGAGGAAGCGGUCGUCCAGGUGCAGCGUGGACUCGCCGACUCUGUCCGGCGCCUUCGCCUGGUCCUUCACUCCGCUCCACCCGAGAAGCUCUAUCGAGAAGGUCUCCUGUACUGAGGAGGAGAAGGAGGCGGCGAGUGACAGUGACAACGAGAGCGAGGCGUUCUUCUCGGUGAAGAGCUUCUUCACGCGCAGCACGAGCCGGGCGGCGACCGUGGCUUCGUCGACGGACAUGGACCCGCCGGCGACGUGGGAGGGCUUACGGGGCUGCGAGGGGUGGCCGUUCGGGCUGUGCCGUCGCCCCGCCGUGCCGCCGCUGCCCAGCACGCCGGCCGACUCUUGGAAAUGGCGCAAGCGGAGCAGAAACCUCGCCGAACACAGCCCGGCUCCGGCUUACAGCUUAAAGAUCACUACCAACUACAAAUGAAAUUAGCAACAGAAGAAACAAAUAAAAGGGCGUGAAAGGAACUCGAAAAGCUUUCAGAUCAGCCGCCGCUCGGCGUCGGCGUCGUCGCGGCGGCCGAAGAGGAGGGCGGCGAAGCUGGCGGCGGCGCAGACGGCGGCGACGGCGUUGCCCUCGCAGAGCAGCACGCGGAGCGCGAGCCGCGCGAUGUCGGCCGUGGCGCGGCGCGCCUCGGCGACCAGCGACCGCCGGGGCUUGCCCGCGAACGCCAGCAGCACGAGCACGGUGAU
Molecule: messenger RNA, 1173 nt
Organism: Triticum aestivum (bread wheat)
Lineage: Eukaryota; Viridiplantae; Streptophyta; Magnoliopsida; Poales; Poaceae
Exons: 3
Coding region: 311-907 (198 amino acids)
Source: RefSeq, a predicted model, not a curated record